AUGGCUCCUGGUGUUACAGAGCUUCCCGAUAGGGACGCGCUCACUGCGAGAGCAGUCCCCUCCAUGAUCCUCAGCGACGGCUCAGCAUCAUCCAUGACUGCACCACCAAGCAACAGAACGGCCGUUGAUCCGGCCGCCGCAGCGAAGGAGCGAUUUUCUGUGCGCGGCAACUUCAUCAUUACUGGGGGUACAGGUACCCUUGGACUUGCUUCAUGCAACGCUCUCUUGGAACAUGGACUUGAAGGUCUUGCAAUCCUCGAUGUCAAUCCAGCACAAGCCAAGGAGGAAGUCGCCUCUCUUGAAACACGUUUCCCUCAUGCAAGAAUCAUGGUAAUGAAGGUCGACGUGACAGAUGAAAAGGCAGUGCAAGACGCCGUUGAAGAGACAGUGGCCACUCUCGGUUCAGUUGACGGUCUUGUCUGCUUUGUCGGCGUCGUUGGAUGUGUCGAGACGUUGGAAAUGCCUGCAUCUCAAUGGCGCAAGAUCAUUGACAUCAACACGACUGGUUCGUUCAUUUGUGCACAAGCUGCAGCCCGUCAGAUGGUCAAGCAAGGCACUGGAGGAUCAAUCACCUUCACGUCUUCCAUCUCAGCACACCGCGUCAACUACCCCCAACCCCAAGCGGCUUAUAAUGUCAGCAAAGCAGCUUUACUGACGCUCAAGAACUGCCUGGCUGCGGAGUGGGCUCGCUAUGGCAUUCGCACCAACACUAUCAGUCCGGGGUAUAUGGACACCAUCUUGAAUGAGGGCGACGGAAUAUCUGGGCAUCGUAAGAUUUGGGCGGAGAGGAAUCCGAGUGGCCGUAUGGGCGCUCCUUGCGAGUUGACGGGUGCAGUGGUGCUGUUGGCAAGCUCCGCGGGAUCCUACAUGAACGGAACGGAUAUUGUCGUAGACGGAGGGGCGAUCGUGUUCUAG
Messenger RNA from Fusarium tjaetaba, 915 nucleotides. RefSeq names its product oxidoreductase short chain dehydrogenase reductase family. The record is from RefSeq and is a predicted model, not a curated record. Lineage: Eukaryota; Fungi; Ascomycota; Sordariomycetes; Hypocreales; Nectriaceae. The coding region runs from base 1 to 915 and encodes 304 amino acids. Gene Ontology annotation, molecular function: oxidoreductase activity, acting on NAD(P)H, oxygen as acceptor. The transcript has a single exon. Gene Ontology annotation, cellular component: intracellular anatomical structure.